AAUUAAAUGUGAAGUCAAUAGUUUAUCGACAUGCUCACAGUUACAUCGUUGUUAUAAACGGAUGGACCUAUUGUGAUAAGCUCGAGCUAAAAUGGAGGUGUUUUUGUGGACUUUUGUAGCGUUUUCUGUUGUAUUGAACCGUGUGACUGGCAGCCACGUUCCUGAGAACUCCGGAGUGUGCUUCCCACGGGGAUUCGCAUUCGGCGUCGCCACUGCCUCUUAUCAGAUAGAAGGCGCUUGGAAUAUAUCAGGCAAAGGUGAAAGCAUUUGGGACCGCUACACUCACGCGCAUCCUGAGCGAGUGUUCGACCACAAUAAUGGUGACGUGGCCGCCGACUCCUACCACCAGUGGCGAGAGGACGUGGCUCUCCUCAAACACCUGGGUGUUAGCUUCUACAGGUUCUCUAUAUCGUGGUCCAGGAUACUGCCUAGCGGGUUUAGCAAUGAAGUCAACGAAGACGGAAUAAAAUACUACGCGGAGCUGAUAUCAGCGUUAGAGAGCAAUAAUAUAGCACCAGUGGUGACCAUGUACCACUGGGACCUGCCUCAGCCGCUGCAAGACCUCGGCGGGUGGACCAACCCCAUAAUGGCUGAUUACUUCGUUGAUUACGCUACAGUUCUAUUCGACAGAUUCAGCAGCUCCGUAAAGAUGUGGAUUACCUUCAAUGAGCCCCUCUCCUUCUGCCACGACGGGUAUGGAGGGGACGACGCGCCUGGCGGGAGAUCCAGCGGGAUCGAAACUUACAUGUGUGGACAUAAUGUGUUGAGAGCUCAUGGGAAGGUGUACAAGUUGUAUCAAGAUAGAAAGAAGCAGAACAAAGCUCCAGGAUGGAUUGGCAUCACCCUAGACAUGCCGUGGAUGGAGCCGGCGACCACAGCCCGCGAAGAUCAAGAGGCAGCUGAAAUUGCGAGGCAAUUUAUAUUCGGCUGGUUCGCUCACCCAAUAUUCUCAAAAGAGGGCGACUAUCCAGAAAUCAUGAGGAAACGCAUAGAUGAAAAGUCCAGAGUCCAGAACUUUGCCCGUUCCCGUCUCCCGCAUUUCACUGCCAACGAGGUCCGGAGUAUCAAGGGUUCUUUCGACUUCCUUGGCCUGAACCACUACACCACCUACCUGGCUAGCCCAGCGGAGUCACACAGUCCUGGUAAAGAACCAACAUUUGAAGACGACAUGGGUGUGAGGAUAACUCAGAAAGAAAAUUGGCCUAAAUCCAAUUCAACUUGGUUGAGGAUAGUACCUUGGGGCUUCAGACGGGCACUAAACUGGAUCAAGACGAGCUACAACAACCCGCCGACAUUAGUCACAGAGAACGGCAUCUCCCUCGCACCAGGCACCCACGAUCCAAAAAGAAUCAACUACAUUGACAGCUAUUUGCGCGCGCUACACGACGCCAUCUUGAAAGACAAGUGUCAUGUGAUCGGAUACACGUACUGGAGUUUAAUUGAUAAUUUUGAGUGGAUGAGAGGGUUUUCCGAACGUUUCGGUCUUUACCAAGUGGACUACACGUCUCCGAAGCGCACGCGCACGGCUCGCCUCUCCGCAUCUUACUUCGGCCAAGUAGCGAAUACGUUGUGUUUACCCGAGAAUUACGUCGAAUAUACUGUGACCAACUAGACAUGAAAGUUUUACUCAAAGACCGUGUUUAUAUGUAUUACGUUAUAUACAUUCCAAGAACUUUUCGAUGUAAUGCCGACUACACACUAUGGCCGAACUCCGACUCGGAUACACACGCGAAUAUUGCGUAGUUAGAAGUUUUUUAUUUACCGCAAAGAAAAACUAGCAAUGUAUUGUGGAAAUGUUCGGUGAUAGUAAAUAGCGGGCAUAAGGUAUUGAUUGCUAUGUGAAAAAGAAAAAACAA
This is a messenger RNA of Plodia interpunctella (Indianmeal moth), 1856 nucleotides long. RefSeq names its product myrosinase 1-like. NCBI's taxonomy places the organism in Eukaryota, Metazoa, Arthropoda, Insecta, Lepidoptera, Pyralidae. The record is from RefSeq and is a predicted model, not a curated record. Gene Ontology annotation, biological process: carbohydrate metabolic process. The coding region runs from base 92 to 1612 and encodes 506 amino acids. The transcript has 10 exons. Gene Ontology annotation, molecular function: beta-glucosidase activity.